AUGUGUCCCUCCGCGCAGCCUCGCACCUUAGCGAGGCUCGCCGUGAUUUUCCUGCUCUCCCUGAGGCCGGAGCGGGGCUCUGGGUGCCCCUCUCCCUGCUCCUGUUCUGGGGGGCUCGUGGACUGCAGUCGACUGAAAAGGAGCCGAAUUCCAGACGUGGUCCCGGAGUGGACGGUCCGACUGAACUUGAGCCAUAACAAAUUGCAGGAGCUUGAUAGGAAUCUGCUUUCCAAACUACAAAAUCUAAGUGAACUAAACCUGAAUUACAACGAAAUGAAGGAAAUACCAGAUUUGGGUUCCUACGCUUCAAACAUCACAACACUCUUUCUAGCAAACAACAGGAUCACCAGGAUUUCUGAGGAGCGGCUCGGACCCUUCCUCGCCCUCCAAACGCUGGACCUCAGCAACAACAAAAUCACGGAAAUCAAAGCCAGCUCCUUCCCUGCCCUGCCUCUCAAGAACAUGUUCCUCAACAACAAUCGUAUCUCCUCACUGGAAAGCCGUUGCUUCAGCAGCCUGUCCAGCACCCUGCAGGUGCUUCAGCUCAACCGGAACCGCAUCUCCACCAUCCAGACCAAGAACUUGGAGCUGCCUAACCUCCAGCACCUAGAUUUGAGUAGAAACCGGAUUCGCUGGUUGGAGGGUUUGACGUUUCAAGACAUGGUCGCCCUUCGCUCCCUGAAGAUACAGAGAAACGGCCUCAGACACUUGUUGGACGGAGCUUUCUUUGGCCUCCGCAACAUGGAAGUCCUGGAGGUGGACUACAACAACCUGACGGAGGUGAAUAAGGGUUGGCUGUACGGCCUCGAGUCUCUGCAGCAGCUCCACCUUGGACACAACUCUAUCAGCAGGAUCCAGCCUGACACCUGGGAAUGCUGCCAGAAACUGAACAAACUCAACUUGUCCUCAAACCAUCUGUCCAGGCUUGAAGAAUCCAGCUUUGUUGGUUUAGGCUUACUGGGUGAGCUCCUUAUUGGAAACAACCGUGUGAGCUUUAUCGCAGACGGGGCUUUUCGUGGCCUCUUCAACCUGCAGAUGCUAGACCUCCAGAAUAAUGAAAUCUCAUGGACCAUCGAAGACAUGAACGGACCUUUCUCUGCGCUGGACAAGAUGAAAACGCUGUUCCUGCAGGGGAACCAGAUCCGCUCGGUGACCAAAAAGUCUUUCUCGGGCCUGGACACGCUGCAGCACCUAGAUCUGAGCAACAACGCCAUCAUGUCCAUCCAAGGCAACGCCUUCUCUCAGAUGCAGAACCUCGACGAGCUGCUUCUGAACACCUCCAGCCUCCUGUGUGACUGCCAGCUGAAGUGGCUUCCCAUCUGGGUGGCAGAGCAAACCUUCCUGCCCUGCGUCAAUGCCAGCUGCGCCCACCCGCAGAUGCUGAAGGGCAGGAGUGUGUUUUCUGUCAACCAGGAGGAGUUUGUGUGCGAUGACUUCCCUAAGCCUCAGAUCACAGUGCAGCCAGAGACCCAGUCAACCCUCAAAGGCUCCAACGUGACAUUCGUGUGCUCUGCUGCGAGCUCCAGUGACUCACCCAUGACUUUUGCCUGGAAGAAAGACAACGAGGUCCUGAAUGACGCAGAGAUCCACAAUCAGGCCCAUCUACGGGUGCAAGAAGGUGCAGGAAUUGAGACGGAGGUGACGGAGUACACAACUACGCUGCAGCUGCGAAACGUGGACUUCUCCAGUGAGGGGAAGUACCAGUGUGUGAUCUCCAACCACUUUGGGUCGUCCUAUUCCACUAAGGCCAGGCUCACAGUUCACAUACUCCCCUCCUUUACGAAGAUGCCAAUGGACUUAAGUAUCCGGGCCGGAGCAAUGGCUCGGCUGGAAUGUGCUGCUGUCGGUCACCCUUCUCCUCAAAUUGCAUGGCAGAAAGACGGAGGCACCGACUUUCCUGCUGCCCGUGAACGUCGCAUGCACGUCAUGCCAGAAGAUGAUGUCUUUUUCAUCGUAGAUGUCAAAACGGAAGACAUCGGUGUUUACAGCUGCACGGCUCAGAACAUAGCAGGAGCCAUUUCUGCCAAUGCCACACUAACUGUUCUUGAAACGCCUCAUUUCUUGCGCCCCCUCAUGGACUGUACUGUGGCCAAGGGUGAGACUGCAGUCCUCCAGUGCAUCGCAGGCGGUAGCCCUCCACCAAGACUGAACUGGACCAAAGACGACAGCCCACUGGUGGUGACCGAACGCCACUUCUUCGCUGCUGCCAAUCAGCUCCUCAUCAUUGUUGAUGCUGCAGAUGCAGAUGCAGGAAAGUACACCUGCGAGAUGUCCAACGUGCUGGGCACGGAGAGGGGCAAUAUUCAUCUUGGUGUUCUACCAAAUCCCAACUGUGACUCUGGAGUGCAAGGGGGUAUAGGGAUCGGAAAAGUGAUAGGACAAGGAUCGGAAGAUGACGAGUGGACCACAGUGGGGAUUGUCAUCAUAGCUGUGGUGUGCUGUGUAGUUGGAACAUCUCUGGUCUGGGUGGUUAUCAUCUACCACACCCGUCGGCGGAACGAAGACUGCAGCGUCACCAACACAGAUGAAACCAACCUGCCUGCAGAUAUUCCCAGCUAUCUGUCCUCUCAGGGCACCCUGGCUGACCGACAGGACGCCUACAUCCCAUCUGAGAGCGGCAGCAGCCAUCAGUACAUGGCGUCGUCCAUUAGUGGUUUCUACCUGCAGCCUAAAGACAUGAAUGGUCUUUGUCAGCUGGAUACAGGAAGCGAAGCAGACAUGGAAGUAGCUAUUGAUCCUUUGCUCUGCCAUUAUCAAGACCCAGUUGGCUCACUGAUGUGCCGAGAUAACUUCUAUCCCAGCGAGCCCUCUGAAGUCUUUUCAGGUUGUUCUUUCGAUCAAAUUCCAGUUGGUAUGGACUACUACAGUGGCAGCUUGACCAACUCCAAAAGGAAGGAUUUCUUGUUGCCUGAUUACUUUGACCUCUGCCCUUCCACCGUUCUGAUGCAGCUUCCCAACCCUAGUAAGCAUCAAGAUGCCUCGCACCAGCAGAGUGACUGCAAUCCACCCUUUGAGAACGGAGACGUGGUCUCCUACGGGAGACCUCAUGAGAACGUCUCUCCUUGCAACACCUUCAUGGGAACAUUUGGGAAAGCUCCUUGGAGACCCCACAGGGAUUUUUACAGCAGCCUUAACCCCCCGUCAGUCACGUAUAAUGGAAUAACUCUGCACGAGAAUUCGUACGUUGAUUCAAACCACGAGGAAAACUUGAACGAGGACUCGUCUUCAGAGCAGAGUAACGGCGUCAGAGAACACCCCUUCGAGAGCUGUAGGACUGAUCCUUUCUCACAGCGCCGAAUGAGCACUUAGCUGAGUGACUCUGUUCUCAGCUUUUAUGAAGAGGACAACAAAAUAAUUUAAAUUUCUACCUCAGUGAAUGGACAACUUUUGCAAUAAAGGACUUCUGUAAAGUGCAGCGAGUGAAUGUAAAGGACAAUUUGAUGUCACAGCAGAAAAUGUUCUUUUGCUGAUAAAGAUUCAGUUAAAUAGCAAAUGAGUUUAUACAUUUUUUAUAAAGUAUAUUAUAUUUUGUAAAUCGUUUAUAAACAGAUAUGAUUGUUGCUUAUUUUUUGUAUGAUUGUUUCUGCAGCAUAUUCAUUUAUUUCAGCUUUGAAUAAAGCAACGUUUUGCACAUAUAUAAACAAUAAAAAUCAUAAAUAUGUGCUGCUACAUUCGCUUACAGA
Molecule: messenger RNA, 3683 nt
Organism: Nematolebias whitei (Rio pearlfish)
Lineage: Eukaryota; Metazoa; Chordata; Actinopteri; Cyprinodontiformes; Rivulidae
Gene: lrig3
Product: leucine-rich repeats and immunoglobulin-like domains 3
Exons: 19
Coding region: 1-3309 (1102 amino acids)
Molecular function (GO): protein binding
Source: RefSeq, a predicted model, not a curated record